AUGGGGACACCUACGAAGCGGAGGAAGCUCAAUAAUGAUACAAAGCCCAGUAGUUCUCGAAAUCUCGACUUCUUUUUCGGAAAGCAAAAGAAAGAUGAAGAAGGGCUGUCAUCUCGCCCAGUCGGCAGUCCAAGCCUGAGCAGUCCAGGUAGCGCGGGUCCCUCGGAAUUGACUGAUGAGCAACUGGCUAGAAAAUUACAAGAGGAAUGGAACCGGGAAUCGAUUGGCGCAGGGAAGGUGACCGAGAACCAUCCGGUGAAGAUCGAUGAGGAACUUUCAGAGGCUCCAAUCCCUGCGGUAGCUACUACAAGCCAUACAGACGAAGAGACCUUAAUAAAUAGCAUUCACGACCAGCCAAAUAUAAAAUCAGCCAAGCCGAAUAUCAGUAAAAACACCCUUUCACUACAAUCCGCUGGCACUGCAGAAGAUACCAUUUCAUCGAACAUACCAUUGGAUGAAAGUCCUUUGAGUUUCGAACCUUCGAAAUAUGUGUCUGAUCUGCAAAAACACUGGGCUGCAGAAGGAGGGGAUGCGUCUUAUGCUCUCCUGACAAGAUGUUUUGUACUCGUGAAUAGCACUCAGAGCCGCAUAAAAAUUGUAGAUACUUUAGUAAAUUUACUAAGGAUCAUUAUCGAGGGUGAUCCGAAUGCUCUCCUACCUACUGUCUGGCUGGCAACGAAUGCGAUUUCACCGCCAUACAUAUCCCUUGAACUAGGUUUGGGAGGCUCGGCCAUUUCAAAAGCAUUGAAAAAUGUGUGUGGGUUAGACUCUAGGUCAUUGAAGUCCUUGUACGACAAACAUGGUGAUGCUGGUGAUGUCGCUUUUGAGGCGAAGAAGAGACAAAGUUUUACAUUGAGAAAGCCAAAGCCACUCACAAUAAAAGGAGUCUAUCAAUCCCUAGUCAAAAUAGCCAAGACGCAAGGAACAGGCAGUAGUGAGAUCAAGCAACGAGUCGUUGAUCGCUUGAUGCAGGAUGCCAGAGGAGCAGAAGAGAGUCGAUAUGUUGUUAGAACUUUGUGCCAACAUCUCCGUAUUGGUGCAGUUAAAACUACCAUGUUGAUUGCUUUAUCUCGAGCUUUCCAAUUAUCUAAGCCACCAGGAGCAGAUUUUCCUCUCAAAUCACCACAAGAGCUGGCAAAACUUAAAAAAGAAGGCUUGACUGAGGUGUGGUCCAAGGGCGAGGAAAUCGUGAAGGCAUGCUUUGCAAAGAGACCAAAUUAUAACGACCUGGUACCCGUUCUACUUGAGAUUGGAGUCUGUGAGGAACUAUUAGUUGGAUGCGGACUAGCCUUGCAUAUUCCGUUACGCCCCAUGUUAGGAAGUAUUACUAGGGAUCUUGCAGAAAUGCUUACGAAACUUCAAGGUAGAGAUUUCAGUUGCGAAUAUAAGUAUGACGGACAACGAGCACAAGUCCAUUGCGAUGAGAACGGCAAAGUGUCCAUAUUCUCCAGGCAUCUAGAACUCAUGACUGACAAAUAUCCUGAUCUUGUGGCUUUGAUACCAAAGAUUCGCGGAGAAGGAGUUGAUAGUUUCAUCAUGGAAGGAGAGGUCGUUUCUGUCGAUCGAGAAACUGGUGAUCUGAAACCCUUUCAAUCAUUAGCAAAUCGAGCGAGGAAAGACGUAGCGAUUGGAAGUGUCACUAUUGAUGUGUGCCUGUUCUCCUUCGAUUUGAUGUAUUUGAAUGGCGAAUCGCUUCUGAAUCGAACAUUCCGGGAAAGACGAGAACUGCUUCGGGGUUUGUUCGUCGAGGUACCGAAUCAGUUCACCUGGGUGAAGAGUAUCGACGCUACUUCGCAAGACUCAGAGGUUGUUUUGGAAUUCUUCAAAGGCGCGACAGAGAGAAAGUGCGAAGGAAUCAUGGUGAAAAUUUUAGAUAAUCUACCAAACCCUACUUUGCCUGAGUCAGAGGAAAUAUCAGAUGAACCAGUAUCCUCUUUCCCCCAGACGCCCCAGAAGCAAUCAAAAGAGAGGAAGCCUGCAGAUAAAGAGCCCAAGAAGAAGACUCGAAGAAAAGCUUUAUUAUCUACCUACGAGCCUGACAAACGACUGGAUUCUUGGCUGAAAGUAAAGAAGGACUACAGUGCUUCAUAUGAUACACUCGAUCUGAUACCUGUUGCUGCUUGGCAUGGCCAAGGACGCAAAGCAAAAUUCUGGUCACCAAUCCUCCUCGCGGUUCGCAACGAAGAGACGGGGACUCUGGAAGCCGUGUGUAAGUGUAUCUCGGGAUUUAGUGAUACAUUUUACAAGGCGAACAAAGAAUUUUACGAAGAAGGUGGCGAGCAUGUUCUUGGAGGCAAACCAAAUUACGUCGAUUAUCGAGGAGGGCACCCCGAUGUAUGGUUUGAACCGCAAGAGGUCUGGGAGAUGGCUUUCGCGGAUGUCACGAUUAGUCCAGUUUAUAGAGCGGCAAUUGGUCUUGUGAGCGAUGAAAAGGGAUUGAGUUUGAGAUUUCCUAGAUUUUUGAAAAAGAGAGAGGACAAAUCUAUAGAAGAGGCUAGCACCGGCGAAUUUCUGGCCAACUUGUGGAGGAAGCAGGAACAGAAGGUUGACGGUGGAAAGAAUGAAGUACAGGGAGAAGAUUCGGAGGAAGAUGAGUAA
Molecule: messenger RNA, 2598 nt
Organism: Botrytis porri
Lineage: Eukaryota; Fungi; Ascomycota; Leotiomycetes; Helotiales; Sclerotiniaceae
Exons: 3
Coding region: 1-2598 (865 amino acids)
Biological process (GO): DNA biosynthetic process; DNA recombination; mitochondrial DNA repair
Cellular component (GO): DNA ligase III-XRCC1 complex
Molecular function (GO): DNA ligase (ATP) activity; ATP binding; DNA binding
Source: RefSeq, a predicted model, not a curated record